Molecule: messenger RNA, 2353 nt
Organism: Haemorhous mexicanus (house finch)
Lineage: Eukaryota; Metazoa; Chordata; Aves; Passeriformes; Fringillidae
Gene: KLHDC4
Product: kelch domain containing 4
Exons: 12
Coding region: 225-1997 (590 amino acids)
Molecular function (GO): protein binding
Source: RefSeq, a predicted model, not a curated record
UCACAGGGAGCGGGGCCUUCCGGGGUAUCCCGGUCCGGCGUGAUCCCGGGAUAUCCCGGUCCGGUGUAAACCCGCUGCAAUCCCGGCGUAUCCCGGUGUGAUCCCGGGGUAUCCCGGCCCCGUCGCGCUCUGAUCCCGCUGGAAUCCCGGGGUGAUCCCGGGGUAUCUCGGUGUGAUCCCGGCCCCGUCCCGCUGUGAUCCCGGGGUAUCCCGGCCCCGCCGCCAUGGGGAAGAAGGGCAAGCGCGACAAGAAGGGGAAAGGCGCCGAGAAGACGCUGGCCAAGAUGGAGAAGAAGGUGUCCCGCCGAGCCAAGAAGGAGGAGGAGGAUCUUGAAGCCCUGAUAGCAGAAUUCCAGAGUUUGGAUGCUAAAAAGACCCAAGUAAUUGAGUCAUCCUGCCCACCCCCCUCACCCAGGCUGAACUGCUCCUUCUGUGCUCACCCCGAGAGAGAUGAGCUGAUCCUUUUUGGAGGUGAAUAUUUCAAUGGCCAAAAAACCUACCUGUACAAUGAGCUGUACAUUUACCACAUCAGGAAGAACAGCUGGGCCAAGCUGGACAUCCCCAACCCUCCCCCGAGGCGUUGUGCUCACCAGGCAGCUGUGGUGCCCACGGCUGGGGGGCAGCUCUGGAUCUUCGGGGGCGAGUUUGCCUCUCCCAACGGGGAGCAGUUCUACCACUACAAAGAUCUCUGGGUCCUGCAUUUGGCCACCAAGACCUGGGAGCAGAUCAAGGCACCAGGAGGGCCCUCUGGACGAAGUGGACAUCGGAUGGUUGCGUGCAAAAGGCAGCUGAUCAUCUUUGGAGGUUUCCAUGAGAGUGCAAGAGAUUUCAUCUACUACAAUGAUGUGUACACCUUCAACCUGGACUCCUUCACCUGGAGCAAGCUGGCUCCUGCAGGGAUGGGGCCUGCUCCAAGGUCUGGCUGUCAAAUGACUCCCACCCCUGAGGGCAACAUCAUCAUCUAUGGGGGCUACUCCAAGCAGAGGAUCAAGAAAGAUGUGGACAAAGGCACCCUGCACACAGAUAUGUUCCUGCUGAAGGCUGAAGGGGCAGGCAAGGAGGAAGACAGGUGGAGCUGGAGUCGGCUCAGCCCCUCUGGAGUGAAGCCCAGCCCCAGGUCUGGCUUUGCUGUGGCUGCUGCUCCCAACAGCCGCUGCCUCCUCUUUGGGGGGGUGCAGGAUGAGGAGGAGGAGGAGAGCAUUGAGGGGGACUUCUUCAAUGACAUUUAUUUCUAUGACAUCGGGAAGAACCGCUGGUUCCCUGCACAGCUGAAGGGCCCAAAGUCAGAGAGGAGGAAGCGCAGGCGUGGCAGACAGGCUGAGGCAGAGGCUGCUGGAGGGGAGGAGCUGCAGCUGCCACCUCCCCAGGGCCCCCUAGAGAUCGUCAAGGAGGUGGUGGCAGAAGAUGGCACCGUCAUGACCAUCAAGCAGGUGAUCCCUGGAGCUGCAGAAGAGAAGGACAGGUCUGGCUCAGAGGAGGAGGAGGAGGAGGAGGAGGAAGGUGGAGCCCUGGGCCAGCCCGUGGAGCCGUGCCCACGCUCCAGUGCCAUGGUGGCAGUGAAGCACGGGGUCCUCUACGUGUACGGGGGCAUGUUCGAGGUGGGCGACCGCCAGGUGACCCUCAGUGACCUGCACAGCAUCGACCUGCACAGGAUGGAGCAGUGGAAGGUGCUGCUGGAGAUGGAUCCAAAAACCCAGGAAUGGCUGGAGGAGUCAGAGUCAGAUGAAGAGGAGGAUGAUGAUGUGGAAGGUGCAGAGGGAGGGGAGGAAGAAGAAGAGGAGAGCUCUGAAGAGGAGAGUGAAGAUGAGGAAGGGGAGCAGCAGCACCCAGCAGUGCAGCCUGGGGAGGCCCAGGCCCAGUACUUGGCCAGGACAGAGCAGUACUGGCUCGGGCUGGCCCGGAGCCACAUGGGCCCCGAGGCCAAGGACAAGAAGGUGCUCAAGGUGGCUCAUGCCAUGGCCAAGACUUUCUAUGAAGAUCCCAUCCAGACGUCCUGAGGCUGCUCCAGGGGUGAAGGAACGUGCUGGGAGCAGUGGCCAGCCCUGCUGAGCUCUGCCCCAUGUCCAUCCUCGCUCCAGCCUUUCCCAGCUCUGGGCUGACCAUCCUGGAUGGAUGCUCUGGAUCUGCUGGUACUCCUGGGAAUGCUGUGGGAGGCUCCUGAGGAACAGGAUUGCUGUCCAAGCACUUGUUCUGCUUGUUCUGGGCUGUACAACAGUGACUUUGUUGUUCCAAAGUUGUUUGGGGUCUGUCCAGACAAACUGUGCACAAGACAAUGGUUCACUGGUCCCAGAUUCCUGACUGGGCCAGGAUGUGUCUCCAGGUGUUCCUACAAUAAACUCACUUGGUUAUGUCA